AUGAGCAAAAGCUCGACACGGACUACAGGCCAGAAACGAAAGCACGAAGAAAUGUCUUCUACACCGACUCCAGUACCCGCAAAUGGACAGGCAGCAUGGAAUGGUCCCACUGGUGGUCACUUUGACCCAUCUGCUUAUCAGAAUAGCUACUACAUGGGCCAGGCUGGCUUCAACCCGGUUGCAUACUCCAUGCAAGCACAAGCGCAUGCUCAUGCACAACAACAAGCACACGCCCAAGCAACGAAUCUAGCAGCAUCCCAUCCUGGUGCAGGUCCCUCGGGUUCUCGAAGUGACGCGGGCGGUAUGGAUCGAACGAGCGUCAAUCAGCUCAAAGACGCGAUGAGCGUCGGUGGUGUCUCUCUCAGAGCAGAGGAGCAGUUUGCUCAGCGAAAAGGGGCGAUACCGAGUUCAUAUUCAGGCGCAGACCGUACAAGAAAACAAGACUUCUUUCCCGAGAGCUACCUUGCCGAUGUCCUUCGUUCGGUUGCGGCACAUCACGGACUACGAGGGUUCAAAAGCGGAGUAUUAGAGCUUACUGGACUUGCCGUGGAGCAAAGGAUGCGAGAACUCAUCGAGAAAGCAAACGCCGCCAGCAAGCAUCGAUGGGAUACACAGACUGACGUUCUCUCUGCCGUCAAUGCGAGCCGCACCGGAGAAAAUACAGAUGACCAGCCUCGGACUUCACUCUAUGCGGAUGGUAAAACACCCGUAUUCGACCGAAAUCUACGAAAAGACGUGGGCAAGCAACUGCUCAUGAUUGAGAAACUAGAAAAGGAAGAGGAGAUGCGAAUUCGGAGAGAGAGAAAAGAAAAGCAGGAGCAGGCGCGACAGAGUGCCGCCAGGAAUGAUACGGGCUCUGGUGAUGAGGACGACGACGGGCCUCCAAAGAAAAAGAAGAAGAAAGCAGAAGGUCCUGGGGUCCAAGCAAAGAACAUGUCAGAGGAGACGAAGAAAAAGCUCAGUAAUACCGUCGCAAAUGCCGCGGCAGGGUUUGGCAAUCGCUACGCUUGGAUGAACGCAGCAAGUACGCCGGUCCCACGACGACCGGCUGCUGGUGGUGGAUCAACUGCCAAAGCGUCAGCGAGUGGCUGGAGUAGCUCGAGUUGGGGAGCAGCCCGGGGCAAGAACACACGUGGGAAGGGUGGCCGCAGCGACAAGGAGAGGUCGCUUGGAUUACGAGAUGUCCUUUUUGCUGUUGAGCGAGAACGUGGACAUGGAGGAGGGAGAGGAGCGGCGCGGGGCUGGAGUUGA
This is a messenger RNA of Serendipita indica DSM 11827, 1251 nucleotides long. NCBI's taxonomy places the organism in Eukaryota, Fungi, Basidiomycota, Agaricomycetes, Sebacinales, Serendipitaceae. The record is from the annotation of a GenBank genome assembly.